AUGUUUCGGAUUAUUUCUGCAAUCUUUUUAAUUCAUUCAUAUACUCAGGCGCAUUUGUCAGCACCAAUUUCACCAUAUAUUGGUUCCAUUCCUGCGCUUGCAAAUGUCAAAACAUAUGAUCAAUCAUUACAAAGAAUUAUUGGCUCUGCCAGAAAAUACAACAAUGGCUUUUUUUGGCCUCCACCUUAUCCACUUGUUGCUAAUACCUUAGCAAAAGAAAGUUUACAAUCUUUUUCUGAUUUUACUGGAUUUGGCUUGAAUGAUUUAAGAUUAAAUAGCUUAGGUGAUUUUAAUUUAAAUGAUAUAACCUCGGCUAAUUUACUUGGAAAUAUGCAAAUGAUUCAAAUUCCACUUUUAUCUUCGUCAUCUACACAACAACAAUGUCAAGCACCCUGUUUUAUUUGUUCAUCACCACCUCAUGCAUCAAGUUGCAGUCAACAAAUUAAUCAACCACAAUUUAUAUUCAAUCCAAUGCAAACUUCAUUAUCGCCAUCAAAUCAAUGUUGUUGUUGUAUUCGAAUGAAUAAAUGA
This is a messenger RNA of Brugia malayi, 531 nucleotides long. RefSeq lists its product as uncharacterized. The record is from RefSeq and is a predicted model, not a curated record. Lineage: Eukaryota; Metazoa; Nematoda; Chromadorea; Rhabditida; Onchocercidae. The transcript has 2 exons. The coding region runs from base 1 to 531 and encodes 176 amino acids.